Messenger RNA from Ananas comosus (pineapple), 804 nucleotides. RefSeq lists its product as uncharacterized. Lineage: Eukaryota; Viridiplantae; Streptophyta; Magnoliopsida; Poales; Bromeliaceae. The transcript is spliced from 3 exons. Bases 106 to 438 code for a protein of 110 amino acids. The record is from RefSeq and is a predicted model, not a curated record.
GGUUGCGUGUCGCCCUACCCGUGUCUCUCGGACCCUGUCUCCUGAAUCGCUCUCUCCCCAUCGCUUAUCUCGCGAUUCCUCUCUCGCGGACGCGGGCCCCCGGAGAUGCCGCGGUAUGCGGGGCGUUGUCUCCUAGCCGUACGAGCGGGCGCACCGUGUGCCAGGAGCCCUAGCUUCCCCGGUGUGCACCGUGCUCCAGCUCCUCUCUCUGCGGCGGCCGUCGCGGUACGCUUCCGGACGUCCUCUGUACUCGCCUACCCUUGCCUAGCCAUGCCCAUCGUCGUCCUUCUCCUCGCCGGCGCCGCAUGUGGCCUGCUUGGUCCCUAUAAGCUUUAUAUGGUUGUGUGCUUCUGUGACCUUCUUGGUGGCCAGGUCCCCUUACCUACCGCUGAACUUUUGUCCUCCCGACCCUGUUUUGUCCUCGAGCAGGUGACUUGAAUAAAACUUUCCUUCCUGAAAAAAUUGUCGGCUGAAAAAGCCAAGCUGUCGGAGAGCUUUAACAAAUCACUUUUCCGAUAAAUCAAAUGACCCAGAGAAGAGAACUUUGCGAUGAACUCCACAAUUGGCCGCUUGAUACUUUUGAGCUGGUUUUCAACUCGCAUUUCCACAAAAUUUGUUCUGCCGAGGGUUUAUGGGUUUCUCUGAAUGCUUUUCUGAACUCCCUGCGCGGCAACCUUUGGAACAUGAAAAUCUUUUAAGCUAAUACUAAAGCCACCGAAGAACGGCGUUUUGUCGAGGAAGGAGCCGCUUGAGCCUCUUUGGGAGCCAUACAAAGCAACUUUAUGCAAUUUUCAUGCUUUUCCU